This is a messenger RNA of Recurvomyces mirabilis, 861 nucleotides long. RefSeq lists its product as uncharacterized. The coding region runs from base 1 to 861 and encodes 286 amino acids. Gene Ontology annotation, cellular component: cytoplasm; nucleus. Gene Ontology annotation, molecular function: protein binding. Lineage: Eukaryota; Fungi; Ascomycota; Dothideomycetes; Mycosphaerellales; Teratosphaeriaceae. The record is from RefSeq and is a predicted model, not a curated record. The transcript has 3 exons. Gene Ontology annotation, biological process: proteasome-mediated ubiquitin-dependent protein catabolic process.
AUGCGCGGCACACAUUCCUUCGACAAGAAGGUGGAAGAGAUGAAGCCUAGCAAGAGAUUGAUUGAGCUGCCUCAUUGGCGACGUGCCAAGAGGCUCGUUACGAAGCUCAGAUCGCGAGAAGCUCGUCGUAGCUCAGGGCACUAUCAUGGCAGAGUAAAGGCUGACUGGAAGAUUCUGCACAAAAGUGAUAUCAACUGGGUGAUUAUGGACUAUCUCGUCUCUGAAGGCUACCCCGGUGCUGCCGAGAAGUUCGCCCAGGAGACCAGUCUACCCAGCCCGGUCGACAGUGAGAGCAUCCGGGAACGCGUCCAGAUCCGCAAUGCCAUCCACGCUGGCAGGAUCGAGGAAGCAAUUGAGAUGAUCAACGAGAUCGAGUACGAGAUCCUCGACCGAGAUCACCAUCUCCACUUCCAUCUCCUACAGCUCCAGCUCAUCGAGAUCAUCCGCACCAUCCUCAAUAAACCCGGUGGCAACCCACAAGGCAACGACUUCUACCCUGCCAUCAGAUUUGCUACCGAGCAACUCGCACCUCGUGCUCCUACCGAUCCAACAUAUCUGAAGGCCCUGGAACGUACAAUGGCGCUCUUGAUCUUUCCCAUGGAGAAGAUGACGCAGGAGUUCAAGGAACUGCUUGAUGUCAAACUCAGACAGAAAGUUGCCAACGACGUCAAUCGUGCUAUCCUCGAGAACAGAGGCGAGCAGUCUGAAGCCAAGAUCAGGCAGUUGAUCAGAGCGAGGACGUGGGCGGAGUCUGAAGCUAGGGCUGCGAAGGUAGAUCUUCCCAGCUCUAUACUGCUUGGACUUGGCUCAGAUGAGCGGAUGACUACUACCGGCAAUGAAGGCGAUGCUAUGGUGUCAUGA